Didymosphaeria variabile is the source of this 573-nucleotide messenger RNA. RefSeq lists its product as uncharacterized. NCBI's taxonomy places the organism in Eukaryota, Fungi, Ascomycota, Dothideomycetes, Pleosporales, Didymosphaeriaceae. The transcript has a single exon. The coding region runs from base 1 to 573 and encodes 190 amino acids. The record is from RefSeq and is a predicted model, not a curated record.
AUGGAGUUUACUUAUCAAGCGAUGAUCCACGAUAUUCAGAUCGCUUGGAAGGGUGAAGGAUUAACGUCUCAACCGACCACCGGCUCCUUGACCAUACAGAGUUACAUUUCUCAGAUUCAUACACAAGAGCGUCCAGACACAGAUAACGAUAAAUCUAGAGACCUGGACAGAGAAUAUCCUUCGGAAAGGCUGGAGAACCUGGCCUUAGAAACCUUAUACCGAGUAGACAAUAGUGGUCACACUUUGCGGUACGGUAUCCGUGACCGCCUCUUCAUGGAGCAUUGGGAGAUAAUGCUAGAUCCAGGCUUGGCGACAUCUGAGCUCAAGGCGGAGAAGUUUGAUACCGUGGUACUGUAUGCUUAUAAAGACCAUGACAUCGAUUGGGGUCACAGAUAUGACGAAAAAAAGACUCUACCGACUUGGCAUAUCGUCCAUUUGGUGCUGAAGCGUGUCGACGACCGCAAUGGCGUAUACAAACGCAUUGGCCUAUUGCACCGGCAACCCGACUUCAAGAGAAGCAAAGAGGAAAUCAUGAGUCAUCUUGGAGAGGAAAGGGAGAUCACGCUCAUUUAG